AUCUGUGAUCUCUAUUGUGAUAUUAGCAAAGGCAAGUACGGUGUAUUUUAGGUUAUUUCGUAAUUUAAUUUUUUUAUAAAUAACGAUGGCAGUAAGAACGCAGUACGAAAAUUCCAAUGAAAUAGGAGUUUUUACUCGACUCACCAAUAGUUAUGCUCUGGUAGGCGUAGGAGCCUCAGAAAACUACUUCAGUGUAUUGGAGGCCGAAUUAUCGGAGACAAUUCCGGUUAUUCAUGCAUCUAUCGCUGGAUGUAGAAUAGUUGGUAGACUUUGUGUGGGAAAUAAAAACGGCCUUCUGGUUCCCAAUAACACAUUAGAUGAUGAACUACAGCAUUUGAGAAAUGCACUUCCAGAAUCCAUAAAGGUUCAGCGAGUGGAAGAAAGACUUUCUGCUUUAGGCAAUGUGAUUGCCUGCAAUGAUUAUGUUGCACUGGUUCACCCAGACUUGGAUAGAGAGACAGAAGAAAUAAUAGCAGAUACACUCAAAGUUGAAGUGUUUAGAAAUACUGUUGCAAAAAAUGUAUUGGUUGGUACUUAUUCAGUAUUGAGUAAUCAGGGAGGUUUAGUGCAUCCGGGUUCCACAACAAUUGAGAUUGAUGAACUCUCAUCAUUGUUACAACUUCCUUUAGUGGCUGGAACUGUUAACCGAGGAAGUAACUUGAUUGGUGCUGGUUUGGUGGUAAAUGAUUGGUGUGCCUUUGCUGGUUUAGAGACAUCAGCAACAGAACUUACAAUAGUGGAAUCAAUAUUUAAACUAGUGGAUUCAAAACAAAUGUCGAGUACUUAUAUGAGGGAUACUCUGAUUGAAAGCAUGUCAUGAUGAAAUAAUUUUUUUAUGACUGAAGAAGAAGAGUAUUUAUAUAUAUAACAAUAAAAUCCAAAUUUGUUA
Messenger RNA from Harmonia axyridis, 889 nucleotides. It is a transcript of the gene eIF6, whose product is annotated as eukaryotic translation initiation factor 6. Gene Ontology annotation, molecular function: ribosomal large subunit binding. The record is from RefSeq and is a predicted model, not a curated record. Lineage: Eukaryota; Metazoa; Arthropoda; Insecta; Coleoptera; Coccinellidae. The transcript has 5 exons. Gene Ontology annotation, cellular component: cytosol; preribosome, large subunit precursor; nucleolus. The coding region runs from base 86 to 820 and encodes 244 amino acids. Gene Ontology annotation, biological process: ribosomal subunit export from nucleus; maturation of LSU-rRNA; assembly of large subunit precursor of preribosome.